Molecule: messenger RNA, 528 nt
Organism: Ascoidea rubescens DSM 1968
Lineage: Eukaryota; Fungi; Ascomycota; Saccharomycetes; Ascoideales; Ascoideaceae
Product: lipase family protein
Exons: 2
Biological process (GO): lipid metabolic process
Source: RefSeq, a predicted model, not a curated record
AAUGGUUAUAUUGCCUUGAAUCAUAAAUCCAAAAAAAUUAUAAUAGCAUUUAGAGGCUCAAGAUAUUACAAUGACUGGUUAAUUAAUUUAUCUAUUUUUCCUGUUAAUUUUAUCCCAUAUUUGCAGUACCAUAUUGACAAUUCUUUUAAUAGCUACAAUUGUUCAUGUUGUUUGGUUCAUUUUGGGUUUUUUCAAGCUUACGGGUCAAUUGUCGAAGAUAUUUAUUCAACAACAAUCGAAUUGGUCAAAACUUAUCCAGAUUACUUUAUUGAAAUCACCGGUCAUUCAUUAGGUUCUUCUCUAGCUAUAUUAACUGGCUUGGAAUUUAAAUUAUUAGGUUUAAACCCAUUAAUUAUAACUUUUGGUGGUCCAAAGAGCACUAAUCACAAAUUAAGUGAAUUUAUUAAUCAAGUUUUCAAUACAGAUGCUUUAUUAAAUAAUCUAUUUGAAAAUGAAAUACUAUUUGAAAAUGGUGGAAUAAUUCGAAUAAUUCAUAAAGGCGAUUAUGUUCCUGACUUACCACCAACA